AUGGGGCUUAAGGCUGUAUUUUGUGCUGCUGAUGCUGAGUGUGCCAAAAUGGAAAGAACCACUUUUACAGUACCAGGACUCUUCUUUUGGCAUUGCUCACCUGGAAUAUGGGAAGCUGUAGAAGGUGAUGAUGCUAUGAACGUAAGAAAGCUAGUAAACCAGUGGAGUCGGGUUGAUGUUCAGCAGAAGAAUGGUAAAUCAUUAUUACAGUUAGCAUUAGAAGUUGGUAAUGAAAGUAUUAUUCGUGUUGUUAGUUGUAUCAGACCAUCGAUGAGUUUAUUAACACAACAGAUGCAAAUAAUUGCCAACAGUCGUUAA
This is a messenger RNA of Lottia gigantea (owl limpet), 318 nucleotides long. RefSeq lists its product as hypothetical. The transcript has 5 exons. Bases 1 to 318 code for a protein of 105 amino acids. The record is from RefSeq and is a predicted model, not a curated record. Lineage: Eukaryota; Metazoa; Mollusca; Gastropoda; Lottiidae.